Molecule: messenger RNA, 2403 nt
Organism: Pneumocystis carinii B80
Lineage: Eukaryota; Fungi; Ascomycota; Pneumocystomycetes; Pneumocystales; Pneumocystaceae
Product: glutamine-tRNA ligase
Exons: 11
Coding region: 1-2403 (800 amino acids)
Biological process (GO): glutaminyl-tRNA aminoacylation; translation
Cellular component (GO): cytoplasm; cytosol
Molecular function (GO): glutamine-tRNA ligase activity; ATP binding
Source: RefSeq, a predicted model, not a curated record
AUGGAUAUGAUAGAGUCUAUGGAGAAGGCAUUCGGUGCAAUUGGACUAUCUAAUUUGAAGAUUAAAGAAACCUUAAAAAAUGAGAGAUUAAGUGAUAUUUUAUUUAGAAAUAUUAUGAAUACGGAUAUUUUAAAUUCAGGAUGCACAAAGACCCAAGGAAAUCUGUUAUACGUAUUGUCUAGUCAUUGUGGAUCACUUAAGGAAUAUGGGAGAAACUAUAUUUGUGAAGCUAUUAUGUCAAAUAAGCUUAAAACGACGUUACAAGUGAAAACUGCUAUUUCUUAUUUAAUUGAAUGUGAUUGUGUAUUUGAUUUGGAGUCGUUUGAUAAGGCUUGCGGUGUUGGGGUGGUUUUGGAUGAAGAAAGUAUAUUAUCACAUAUACGAGCAUGUGUGGAAGAGAAUAGGGAUCGUAUAUGUUCUAUUGGACCUAAAAAAGUUGGAGUUGUUUUGUCUUUUUUGCGUCAAGUUCCGGCUUUAAAAUGGGCGGAUCCUUUGAUCUUGAAAAAUCUUGUUGAAAAAGAGCUUUCUAUUGUUGAUUUGCGUUCUAAAGAGGAACACAUAGUUCGAGAAGGGACAUUAGAUGAUUCUUUUACAUCAAAAGAUAAAAAAUCGGUACAAGAUUCAUUGGAAAGUGUUAAAGAUGCACCCAAUAUGUUUGAAGAAGGAUUUUUAGCAAAGUUGCAUAAACCAGGUGAAAAUAAACAGAUUCAUCCAAGAUUGACGGAGGAACAUUUAAGACAUACUAAAGGAAAAGUGGUAACACGAUUUCCUCCUGAGCCCAAUGGAUAUUUACAUAUAGGUCAUAGUAAAGCUAUUGCAAUUAAUUUUGGAUUUGCAAAAUAUCAUGGAGGAUAUUGUUAUCUACGUUAUGACGAUACAAAUCCUGAAGCAGAGGAAGAUGUUUUUGUUCAAUCGAUUGAGGAUACUGUUAGAUGGUUAGGUUUUGAACCAUAUGCAGUUACUUUCUCAAGUGAUUAUUUUGAUGAGUUAUAUCGCUUAGCUGUUAUUCUCAUUGAGAAGGGGAAGGCGUAUGUUUGUCAUUGUACUGACGCUGAAAUAAAACAUGGAAGAGGAGGGGAUAAACAUGGCCCAAGAAUUGCAUGUAAACAUCGUGAUCGCCCUAUUUCUGAAAAUCUUGAAGGUUUUGAUAAUAUGAAAAAUGGUCUAUAUAAAGUUUCAGAAGCAGUUCUUCGAAUGAAACAGGAUUUAGAAGAUGGAAAUCCUCAAAUGUGGGAUCUUGUUGCAUAUAGGAUUUUAGAUUUUCCACAUCAUAGGACAGGUACUAAAUGGAGAAUUUAUCCUACUUAUGAUUUUACACAUUGUCUUGUUGAUUCUUUAGAAAAUAUAUCACAUUCUCUUUGCACUACGGAGUUUAUUGGUUCUAGACGUUCAUAUGAUUGGCUUUGUGAUGCUUUAGAAGUUUAUAGACCUCAACAAAGCGAAUAUGGGCGUUUAAUGAUUACUGGAACAGUAUUAAGUAAAAGAAGGAUUCUGAAACUCGUAUCUGAAGGAAUAGUAAGAGGCUGGGAUGAUCCUCGACUUUAUACACUAGUUGCUUUAAGGGAAUUUCUCUAUUAUAUAAGGAGAGGAGUUCCCCCUGGGGCUAUAUUAUCAUUCGUUAAUGAACUUGGCGUUACUACUGCAGUAACUACUAUUCAAGUUCUUCGUUUUGAAAAUUCAGUUAGAAAAUUUUUAGAAAACAUAACGCCUCGUUUGAUGAUGGUUUUUGAUCCUAUCUUGGUUGUUAUUGAGAAUCUUCCUUCUGAUUAUUGUGAAAUGCUAGAAGUUCCAUACAAACCAGAUGAUCCAACAUUUGGAACUCAUUAUCUUCCAUUUACCUCACGUAUAUAUAUUGAUAGAGAUGAUUUUCGUAUUGAAGACUCUCCAAAUUAUUACCGCUUAGCACCUGGGAAAUCUGUUGGACUUCUUAAAGUUCCUUUUCCAAUUAAAGUAACUUCUUAUUCUUUGGAUCCAAUUUCAGGUUUGGUUUCUGAACUUAGGGCUGUUUAUCAAAUUAAUGAGAAUUUUAAAAAACCUAAAGCUUAUAUUCAUUGGAUAGCAAAAACGAAUGAUGCUGAUUCUCCAAUUUAUAUUAACGAAGUUCGAAUUUUUAAACCACUUUUCAAGUCUGAUAAUCCUUCUUCUGCCAGUAUAAAUGAAUUUUUAGCUGAUGUUAAUAAAGACAGUGAACAUAUAAUAAAAAACGCUCUGAUUGAAACCGGUUUUAGAGAAUUAAAAGAAACUUUAUUAAAAAAUGAUAAAAAUCUAUCUCAGGAUUUAAACUAUGAAUCUAUUCGUUUUCAAGCUAUAAGAAUGGGUUAUUUCUGUAUGGAUAAAGACAGUACAUCUGAUAAAAUUAUUCUUAAUCAAAUUGUUUCACUCAAAGAAGAUAAAGGAAAAUAA